UCUUUAACAACGAAAGUAAUUCCCAUGGAAGGUCCGUCUGUAGGUGUUAGAAAAGGUGCAUGGACUGAAAAAGAAGACACUCUUCUUAAGAAAUGCAUUGAGGAAUGUGGAGAAGGAAAAUGGCAUCUAGUGCCUUCCAGAGCAGGCUUGAAUCGUUGCCGGAAAAGCUGUAGACUGAGGUGGUUGAAUUAUCUGAAACCUAAUAUCAAGAGAGGAGUUUUUGCAGCUGAUGAAGUUGACCUCAUCAUUCGCCUCCAUAAACUCCUAGGUAACAGGUGGUCAUUGAUUGCUGGUAGAAUACCCGGAAGAACAGCAAACGAUGUGAAAAACUACUGGAAUACCCACCUGCGGAAAAAAAAGGUGGAUCCUUCCUUCAACCUAAACCCUCUUCUAAAUCCAUCGAAUCCGCAAUCCAAAGUCAUCAAACCUCGCCCUCAGCUCUUAUCAAAGAACAGUUUCCCAAUAUGCUCGGAUGGAAACAUGAAAAUCAACACGGCGGCAGCAGCAGCAAGCAACAAUUUAGCAUCAGCCGACAGCAGUGGCUAUUGUUUCCCUAAUGAGAAUGAGGAGAUCAUGUUGUGGAAACAUCUGACGAUGAAUGAGAACGAGAUCAUGUUGUGGAAAAAUGUGACGAUGAAUGAAAAUGAGGUCGAUUAUCAUCAGCAGCAAGGUUCGCUCGAUACUAUGGAUCUAAGUGUGCUGGGAGAGCAGCCUAUGAAUGAAGAAUUGGAGGUGGUUGAGGAAGACCCUUAUGGUAGUUUGGAUGAAUUUUAUCUCGAUGUUGAACUCUGGAAUGUGUUCAACCCAUAGCCAGAAAUAUAGCGUUUG
Messenger RNA from Hibiscus syriacus, 828 nucleotides. Its product is annotated as transcription factor MYB114-like. The coding region runs from base 25 to 810 and encodes 261 amino acids. The record is from RefSeq and is a predicted model, not a curated record. Lineage: Eukaryota; Viridiplantae; Streptophyta; Magnoliopsida; Malvales; Malvaceae. The transcript has 3 exons.